AUGGCAGUAUCUUGGUUUAUCGUGAUCUUUCUUAUUUUCUAUUCAGUCUUUAGUGAAGAGGUACUGGUAGAAUAUUAUCCUUCUCAAUCUAUCUUAGACACCCAGCAUAAAGUUAAAAAUAAAAGAGAAAUAAAAAGUAAUGCUGCACCUAUAACUGUGGAAAACAGUAAUAAUGUAAGUACGCGAGAAAUAAAUUGGAGAAAAUUUAAUCAAGAAAAAACUGAUGAUGAUGCAAAAAUUAAAAAAAGAGCCCUGGAUCCAGUAUUUCGUGGGCAUCCAAAAACUAGAGAAGAGUUAUGGAAUGAGCAUUUUCUUAACGAAACCACGAAAUUUGAUCAAACACCAUCACUAGUACACCUGCUUCAUAAUAUAACGUUGACUUAUCUCAAAGAUUGUACGCCGGUAAUACUAUAUGACAGCCAAGUGAAAUCUAAGGAAAGUUACUUGGUCCAAAAUCUUUUGAAAGGAUUUCCAAUGAGUUUUGUUCAUGGAUACAUUAACGAUGGUGGUGAAUUGGUUGAGCGUAAACUCUUGCAUGCUUCAACGGAUUGCCAAAAUUACAUACUGUUUUUGACUGAUAUUAAAGCAAGUGCGAAAAUUUUGGGUAAGCAGCCAAAGAACAAAAUAAUAAUAGUCGCGAGGUCCUCUCAGUGGGCUGUACAAGAGUUUUUAGCCAGUGUUGUAUCAAGAAUGUUUGUAAACUUACUUGUUAUUGGGCAGAGCUUCAAAGAAGGAGAUGAUGCAAACUUGGAAUCACCAUACAUUCUGUAUACACACAAAUUGUAUACAGAUGGAUUGGGUGCUAGUCAACCAGUUGUACUAAAUUCCUGGAACCACGGAAAGUUUUCCAGAAAUGUUAACUUAUUUCCUCCUAAGAUGACCGAAGGUUAUGCUGGACAUAGAUUUUUGGUUGCAGCGGCUAACCAGCCUCCAUACGUAUUCAGAAGGAUUAAAGCAGAUCUCGAUGGUGGCAAUCCUCGAGUUGUGUGGGAUGGUGUUGAAAUUCGACUAGUUAAAUUACUAGCCGAAAGAAACAACUUUUCGAUCGAAAUUAUUGAACCACUGGAGCUUCACUUAGGGUCCGGCGAUGCAGUAGCUAAAGAAAUAACGUCAGGUCGCGCAGAUAUAGGUAUAGCUGGCAUGUACUUGACAACUGAUAGAAUAAGGGACCUCGAUGUAUCACAAGCCCACUCCCAAGAUUGUGCUGUCUUUAUAACACUCAUGUCUACAGCUUUGCCUCGCUACCGAGCAAUCCUCGGUCCAUUCCACUGGCAUGUUUGGGUAGCCUUAACAUUCACCUAUCUCUUCGGGAUGUUCCCUCUUGCCUUCUCGGACAAGCAUACUCUAAGACAUCUGCUACAUAACAGUGGGGAAAUCGAAAACAUGUUCUGGUAUGUUUUUGGGACUUUUACAAAUUGCUUCACCUUUCUUGGUAAGAAUUCUUGGAGCAAAACGGAUAAGAUUACCACGCGUUUGCUCAUUGGUUGGUAUUGGAUCUUUACAAUUAUUAUAACAAGUUGUUACACUGGUUCUAUCAUAGCGUUUGUGACAUUACCAGUGUUCCCAGAAACAGUUGAUACAAUUAAACAAUUGCUGGCGGGAUUCUACAGAGUGGGCACUUUAGAUCGAGGUGGUUGGGAAAAGUGGUUCUUAAAUUCAUCAGAUCCUCAAACCAAGAAAUUGUUGAACAAACUUGAAUUUGUUCCUAACGUAGAAGCUGGUAUUAGGAAUACAACCAAAGCCUUCUUCUGGCCGUAUGCAUUUUUGGGGUCUAAAGCCGAACUUGAGUAUAUUGUCCAAGCUAAUUUCACUGCCACUAAAUCAAAGCGAGCUGCUCUCCACAUUUCAAACGAGUGUUUCGCACCGUUUGGCAUUACGAUAGGGUUUCCAAAUAAUUCAGUGUACUCAGAGAAAAUGAGCCUUGACAUCAGCAGGAUGAUCCAAAGCGGGAUCAUUGAUAAGAUUGCUGAUGAAGUCCGGUUUGAAAUGCAACGAAGUGUUACUGGGAAAUUGUUGGCUGCUGGAAGCGGCACAAUAAAAAUACCAUCAGCAGAAGAGAAAGGUCUAACUCUAGAAGACACACAAGGCAUGUUCCUUCUCCUCGGAGCUGGCUUCAUAAUAGCUGCCACAGCUCUAGUAUCAGAAUGGAUGGGAGGUUUCACCAGGCGCUGUCGCUUCCAAAGAAAAGUUGAUACACCAAUCAGUGUCAAUUCUAGAGAACACUUAAUCCCCACUCCAAAAACCGACAUUGGUAGUGAAAUAAAGAUUAUAGGGGACACUGAAAGCCGACUUCAUUUUGACAGUAGACCAUCUACGGCUGCUUCAAGGGACACCUUAGAAGGACAGAUAAUAAAUGUGACAGAAGAUAAUAUAGAUGUUCAUAAUAGUUUCAAUGUUGAUAGGUUUGAUUCUAGAAGAUCAAGCUCUUUAGAUUUGGAUAGGGAAGUGAGAGAGAUAUUUGAGAAGGAUCAGAAAAGACGUAGGAUUGUAUCUCAGGAUAUGGAGUCUGUAGAUGAGCAUGGGCCAACAGUGUCUCGUGUUGCUUUUGGAGAUCCCAUAAAGCAUGAAAAAUAA
Molecule: messenger RNA, 2574 nt
Organism: Helicoverpa armigera (cotton bollworm)
Lineage: Eukaryota; Metazoa; Arthropoda; Insecta; Lepidoptera; Noctuidae
Gene: Ir21a
Product: ionotropic receptor 21a
Exons: 9
Coding region: 1-2574 (857 amino acids)
Cellular component (GO): membrane
Molecular function (GO): ligand-gated monoatomic ion channel activity
Source: RefSeq, a predicted model, not a curated record